Molecule: messenger RNA, 1447 nt
Organism: Dreissena polymorpha
Lineage: Eukaryota; Metazoa; Mollusca; Bivalvia; Myida; Dreissenidae
Exons: 9
Coding region: 309-983 (224 amino acids)
Source: RefSeq, a predicted model, not a curated record
UGUAAACAAUACACUUAAAGACAAAUGUACAUGUUGACCGACUUUGCAGUUUAUUUCGUUUAUAUGAUCUGCAAAAAGCGUUCUGAAAUAAAAAUGUCUUGCACUGGAAUUUUGUUGUUCCUCACAGCCUUGUGUUUUGUUGAAGGCUCUUCGGGCAUCCAGAUGAAUGCACACAGGAUGUCACCAACAACCUUGCACCUGUCGUGUUCCUUGUCUGGGACGGAUUCCGAUUCAGUGAGUUUUCAUCGGAAAACCGUAAAAGGAUCGGUGUUUCAUAAGGUUAUUAGCAUUUUAAGUACUUCAGGUCGAUGUGUUCCGUAUUUCAACAAUCUUCCCGGAUAUGUGAAAUGUUUUGUUUAGAGCAUGGUCAUGUAGGCUGCAACAUAUCGGAUAUCAGCACUGAGUAUGAUGGCGAUACAUGGAAAUGCUCGAUACCGGUAGAUGACUUAAGAAGGGAAAGUAACAGUGUUGAUGUAUCUAGUUAUGUUUCUUCAAUAGGUACCCCAGCUACACCCAAACAGGUGAUUACAACUUUGUCCGCUAGUCGGCUAACGUCUAAAUCACCGACAACUGAACAAUUUAAUUACACGGAAAUGGAUUCCAUGACAACACAAGAUGUUGGCACAAUUAGCGCAGACAUGUUUCCGAUAGCUGCUGACAUUGUGGGUCCAGCCGUCACAGCGCUCAUCGUCCUUGAUAUCGGGCUUAUUUUGUGCGUGUUCAGAGUCAAGAAAUCGACAUGUCUUAGAGGUCAAAGAGAUGUACGGAUAGAGCUACCGAUUCAAGAAAUGAGAAGAAAUACAAUUAAUUUAGACGUGGCAGAGGGUUUCUACACAAACAUUGUCCGUACGACGCACCUGGGUCACAAUCCGGAGAAUCCUGAAGAUUUGCACUUUGCGAGUAGGGAAACACCUGUUGUGUACAGCGAUGUUGCCCAUAAGAAAACCAAGCAAGACAGAAACGACGGAGGUGGACCUGUUUGACAGACACAAGGCACACCUGAAAGGAACGCCAAAUAAGAUGUGCAGCCGCCGGAUGUGAGGCGUUCGGGGCGCCGGACAUGCAAUAUCUUGUGUUUCAAUGCAGACCAUCCGUUCAUAUUCUCUUCUGAAAUAAAACUGCAUAUCAUCAUAGUUAAUUUGUCCAUACAUAUACACGUUAUGUACACUUUUUUUUAUAGUAUUGUUAACAUUAUGCAACAUGUAUGUAUUCGUUACGCAGCGUUUUACACUGGAUGUUCAUUGACAAGUGCUUAAAUACUGACCCCGAUUUUGCAGUAUCUGUUUAAUAACUGAAGUUUGAUGUUUGUUAAUUCUUGGAGCAAGAACAGUAUAUUUUGAAGUAGUAUUGUGUUGGCUAUGGGCAGCAAUUGUACAAAAAAAAACAAGAAACACCUCGAACUGAUUGCUCGUGGUAUAUUAUGUUCAUUAAUUGGCCUUUACUAAAC